GAAAUUCACGCCAACAUUUUGCCACGUUUCACUAAUGACGUAAUCUUUCCUUAGCUUUGACAACAAGCAGAAGGGGCAACGAGCUGUUCAAACGUAGACCAACCUAGUUGCCUACAUUGUCAGUAGGGUACUGUAGUCAUAUUAUUCACGGCAGAACAUACUCAAUUUUCGACGAUCCUUUAGGAACAAACUACGAUUCCGAAAAUCGCUAAACUCGCUGUAAGGCUUCUCUGUUUGUGGAGUUGCUAUUUCUUGGUCGGUACUAGCAGCCAUUUUGGGGUUCAGACAACUAACCUGGUUUUGGAGGAGUACCUUGCCAGCUAGUUAGUUAACUUAGCUAGCUACUUUUUUAUCAAAGGAAUUAGCUAGCUAAGUAUUUAUUUCAAUUUUUCAGAGCGAAAGGGGGUGUCGUUUAAUAAGAAGAGGGGAUUUCUGUGACGAGUCCACGAUGAAUCCCGAAUAGUAAGUAGCUAACGUUAGCUGUUCUGCUAGCUAGCCAGCUAACGUUAGCUGACCAACUGUCAAAUACGUGCAAGCUAGCUAACUACCAUUGUCACCGUGUUGUUUAUUGAGGGCAUAUUAACGUUUCACACAGGUUAAUCAAUGUCAUUACAUGUUUGUUGUUUACAGCCAGUUAGUAGUUGUGAGUUUGCUAGCAAGUUGCUAAGUAGUCUUUACCAUAGCUAACUAUUCUUCAAAAAUAUUAGCUAGGAAACGUUACCUAGCAAGCCAGCCUACGUAACGUUAACUAACAACGUUAAUCAGUGAACGAUAACUGCUGUUGUCAAAGGGGAGAGUAUUUUGGUUGGUAACUACUACUUACCUUUUUACUUAACAUAUUCAAGCUAGUAGUCUGACAAUACAACGCACGUCUGCUAACGUUACAUGUCAUGAGAUAUGUGGUCCUCUGUAGCUCAGCUGGUAGAGCGCUUGUAACGCCAAGGUAGUGGGUUCGAUUCCCGGGACCACCCAUACACAAAAAAAAAUGUAUGCACGCAUGACUGUAAGUCGCUUUGUAUAAAAGCGUCUGCUAAAUGGCAUAUUAUAUUAUUAUUAUAUGUUAUGAUUAUCGUUAGCUAGAUAGCUAAGUAACGUUAGCCAUGCAAGUCAUGAUGGGAGUGUGUAACCUUACUGCAGCCUUUGUGCGCUUGUGGUCAAUAAUUAAUGUAACUACCUUGCCUUUUCCAUGACAUUCAGUGAAUUUGGCCCUCAAGUGGAAAACAACUAAGCAAGAGGACAGUCAGUGCCACCCCCGCUCUACAUCUUGAGUCAGUCAUGUGUAGGUCACGAGCAUGCCUGCCAUAUGCCAUGCCUCUCAACACAUUCAUUGGGUUGUUGGGCAAUUCAUGGUUUGUGUCUACUACUACCAUCCCUCCAUUCAGGUUGGCAAGUACCUGAUUACUGUAGAUUAGGCCUAUAGGUUUCGUUUUUGUGAUACAUCUUUUGUAUUUUAGCUCAGUUUAAAUUAUUGAUUUCUCAUCUAUUCAACAGUCCCACUGGCAUGACUGAACAUCUGAUUUGAAAUGGGCGGCGGGUAGCUUAGUGGUUAAGAGCGUUGUGCCAGUAACCGAAAGGUCGCUGGUUCUAAUCCCCGAGCCGACUAGGUGGAAAAUCUGUUGAUGUGCCCUUGAGCAAGGCACUUAACCCUAAUUGCUCCUGUAAGUCGCUCUGGAUAAGAGCGUCUGCUAAAUGACUUAAAAUGUAAAUGUCUUCACAAGAUUAAAUUCUGAUUACACAAUAUAGUGCAUAUGACUGCAUUGCAAGGGUAGCCCUUUCCUUCCUUUUUUAGACAGGCACACUAUAAUAUUGCCUCCAUUUUUAUAGUCAGUAUAAAAUCAGUUUCCAUUUCAGUUAUUUAUUUGAAACCUCAAGGGGUAUGUUAUUAAUUGUAACUCAGUUGUUCUUGAACUCUUAAACUGAGUAUGAUGUGUGUAGCAUCAAAUACAAUUUUAUUGGUCACAUACACAUUUAGCAGGUGUUGUUGCGGAUGUAGCAAAAUGCUUGUGUUCCUAGCUCCAACAGUGCAGUAGUAUUCUCUGUGUAUAUCAAUUAUGUCGCUCUUGCUGCUGGUGACUCUCAGAUCCACCUCUACGCAGACGACACCAUUUUGUAUACAUCUGGCCCUUCACUGGACACUGUGUUAACAAACCUCCAAACGAGCUUCAAUGCCAUACAACACUCCUUCCGUGGCCUCCAACUGCUCUUAAACGCUAGUAAAACUAAAUGCAUGCUCUUCAAUCGAACGCUGCUUGCACCCGCCCGCCUGACUAGAAUCACUACUCUCGGCAGGUCUGACUUAGAAUAUGUGGACAACUACAAAUACCUAGGUGUGUGGUUAGACUGUGAACUCUCCUUCCAGACUCACAUUAAGCAUCUCCAAUCCAAAGUUAAAUCUAGAAUCGGCUUCCUAUUUCGCAACAAAGCCUCCUUCACUCAUGCUGCUAAACAUGCCCUCGUAAAACUGACUAUCCUACCGAUCCCUGACUUUGGCGAUGUCAUUUACAAAAUAGCUUCCAACACUCUACUCAGACUACAUCCAAUUUGCUAUCACAGUGCCAUCUGUUUUGUCACCAAAGCCCCAUAUACUACCCACCAUUGUGACCUGUACGCUCUCGUUGACUGGCCCUCACUACAUAUUCGUCGCCAAACCCACUGGCUCCAGGUUAUCUAUAAAUCACUUCUAGGCAAAUCCCCGCCUUAUCUUAGAUCAUUGGUCACCAUAGGAACACCCACCCGUAGUAUGCAUUCCAGCAGGUAUAUCUCACUGGUCAUCCCCAAAGCCAACACCUCCUUUGGCCGCCAUUCCUUCCAGUUCUCUGCUGCAAAUGACUGGAACGAACUGCAAAAAUCUCUGAAGCUGGAGACACUUAUCUCCCUCACUAACUUUAAGCAUCAGUUGUCAGAGCAGCUUACCGAUCACUGCACCUGUACACAGCCCAUCUGUAAUUAGCCCACCCAACUACCUCAUCUCCAUAUUGUUAUUUACAUUGUUAUUUAUUUUGCUCAUUUGCACCCCAGUAUCUCUAUUUGCACAUCAUCUUCUGCACAUCUAUCACUCCAGUGUUAAUACUAAAUUGUAAUUAUUUUGCACUAUGGCCUAUUUAUUGCCUUACCUCCAUAACUUACUACAUUUGCACACACUGUAUCAAGAUUUUCUAUUGUGUUAUUGACUGUACGUUUUGUUUAUUCCAUAUGUAACUCUGUUGUUUUUAUCGCACUGCUUUGCUUUAUCUUGGCCAGGUCGCAGUUGUAAAUGAGAACUUGUUCUCAACUGGCAUACCUGGUUAAAUAAAGGUUAAAUAAAUAAAAUAAAAAUGUACAUAGGGCAGCAGCCUCUAAGGUGCAUGGUUGAGUAACCAGGUGGUAGCCGGCUAUAAUGGCUAUUUAACAGUCUGAAGGCCUUGAGAUAGAAGCGGUUUUUCAGUCCCUCAGUCCCAGCUUUGAUGCACCUGUACUGACCUCGCCUUCUGGAUGAUAGCGGGGUGAACAGGCCGUGGCUCGGGUGGUUGAUGUUCUUGAUGAUAUUUUUAGCCUUCCUGUGACUUCGGGUACUGUAGGUGUCCUGGAGGGCAGGCAGUGUGCCCCCGGUGAUACUUUGGGCAGACUCUGGAGAGCCCUGCGGUUGCGGGCAUAUGUGGUUUCCAGUUUGUACAAAGUCCAGUGUAGUUCCUUGAGGGCCGUUGUGGUAUCGGCUUGAGGGGGAAUAUACACGGCUGUGACUAUAACCAAAGAGAAUUCUCUUGGGAGGUAAUACGGUCGACAUUUGAUUGAGAUUUUCUAGGUCGGGUGAACAAAGGACUUUAGUUCCUGUACAUUAUCACAAUCACACCAUGAGUACCUAAUCAUGAAAGAUACAACUAGGCUACAGUUGUAUGUUCCUGUCUGCGCGAUGUACUGGGAACCUAGCUGUAUGGAUGGGGACAGUAUAUCUGGAGAGAGCCAUGAUUCUGCAAAACAUUAUGUUACAGGCCCUGAUGUCUCUCUGGAAGGAGAUCCUCUCCCUGAGCCGUCUACUUUAUUGUCCAGGGACUGAACAUUAGAGAGUAAAAUACUCUGUAGCGGUGGAUGGUGUGCACUCCCCCUGAGUCGGACUAGAAGUCCACUCCGCCGGCAGUGUCUUGGAGCAGCCUCUGGGCUAAGCCCAAUUACCCUGGGGGGUACGAACAAAGGAUCCAAUUCGGGAAAGUCGUAUUUCUGGUCGUAAUGCUGGUGAGUUACCACGGCUCUGAUAUCCAAAAGUUAUUUCCGGCUGUAUGGAAUCUGGGCUAAUAAUGUAACAAAUAACACACAAAAAAAACACAAUUCUGCAAAGUUGCUUAGGAGCUAGAAGCCGAGCUGCCAUGUCUGUCAGCGCCAUAUUCACCCUUGUUGGCAUGCUAUGUUUGAAGUUCCACUCAUUAACUUACACCUGGACAAUGGACAUCGCAUAGGCCUAUCUUAUGUAUUGUCUUGGCUAAUCCAUCAACAAUUACCCCAGCCCACCCAAGCACUUUUGCUUUGGUAUGACAAUAACUAACUACCAGAGAGAUAUCAUUGCCUAGCAGAGGUCAUUUCCACUCUCACACUAUUGCCCCCAGCCCUUACACCUCCUUCAGUCCUCUCAAGAGGUAGGGUACUUAUCUAUCCAUCCCCACACUGCUUCCAUGGACUCAAAUGCACCUGGUGAACCCGGCAAACUGUCUUUGGGCUUCUCUGAGUUCCCAGUUACUAGCCUAAAGAUUUCUUUGCGGUCCCAGUUGCUAGCCUGCAGAAAACAUAGGCUACAUUUGUGUUUUUGCAGAGCACUUGCUUUAGGCCUAUCCUUUGCCUAACCCAAGCUCUAGUUUAUCGCAUCUGCUGGAGCUGAGCUGCUGAUCCACAGACUGUUAGGGCCUGGCUGACACACUGACUCGCAUUGACCCUCAUUGACCUCUGUAGUAAUGAGGAAAGGGAACCUCAGGUCUGAUCUAAACCCUGCUUUUCCUCGACACCUCUUGUCUUAUUAGACUGCCCUCCCUGAGGAGAGACCGAGACAGGAAUGCUAAAAGUGCAGUAUUUGAUUCUGUGGCAUUUGUAGAAUUUUGUGAUUGAAUGCCAUGGAGUGUGUUUGCAUGUGUUAGAGGUGUGGGUGUUUUUUUUAAAGGAGUUUUAAAGUCAAAUGUCAUGUGAAAGUCAUAAUGAUGGGCAGUAUCAUGUGUUUGGUGUGUCUGUGUGUUUGCAGCAUACAAAGUAUAAUUCAAUCCAACUUAAAACAUAAACAAUGACUGUGAUAGAGGAGUGGGAUGGACAGUUUUUUGCUGUAGGCUAUUCUCCCUCUCUCUUGCAUGACCAGUCAGCGGUACUACUAGCCUUUCAUAGGGACUGUCAUUAUUGUCCUCAACCAUCUGCUUAAUGAAGAGGGCAUGACUGGAUUUCAUUACAAUGGGAAAGGAAAGGGACAGGGAGGCAGGAAACAGGCCUGCCUCAGAGCUUCUUAGCCUUGGGGCUGGGUCAGGUUCUUCCAAGCCUACCUUCCUUCCUUUGACUGUACUACUGGAGAGACUGGAGGAGGGUCCGAGCUGAAGUCCAGCUGCAUUCCCCUCUACUGUGGAAUGCUUAAUCAGCUUACAGGAGUUUCCAUAUCUUUUUCUGUGUAGCCUAGUUGUAUGGCACAGCACGUCUAUGUUAAAUAAACAACACUGCAUACAGAGUGGAGGGGGUUGAGAGAGAGGGAGAGCUCUCUGUGUGUGAGUGUGCCUCGGUCAGAGCUGAACAUGAGUGGACAAUAGCUGUAGCUUAUAGUUUGCGAGAGAUUUAUUUUGCUGGUCUGACCUAUUUUGAUAGGGAAGCAUUAGUAUAGCCUAAUUCACACGGUUGAGAGUGGGACAGGAUGCUCAGCAUUUUGUUGUCCUCAUGCAUCGAUCCUAAUGGUGUUUCUUCUCAUAUAAAUGAGCAUAGCAUGAAUUGGUGUAUUUAAGUAAGCAUCAGUGGAGCAAGGAAUGGUGUUUUAGAAGUUAGGCCUAUUGUUUCUUUUUGCAAGAUUAGUGUUUGGCAAGCUCAUGCAGUUGCUAUGCUGUUGUAGUACAGGGUUAAAAGCCUAUUCGACAUGAGGACCAGUUAGUCAUGUUUGUGUGAGUGUGUGUCUACGCGUUUUGUGUAUCUCAUAACUGAUCAAGGUUAGCAGCACUCUGAAAUCUGAGCUGAUGAACUACAGGGAGCUUUGGCAAACUCUGAACAACAACAUUAAUUGUCUGAGCUCAAUUAAAGUAGGCUUCUUGGUGAAGUCAGGCACAGGCCUACUAAGUUGGUAGUGUAUUCCGUUUAACAUACUACGCUGUUGUCAGUCACAGUGCAGUCUUUACCUCUUAAAAUGUCCUUGUGAGUGUGUAUCACAUGAGAACUGAAACAUUGACCUCCCCAACUGACCUUUAUGUGAUUUUGCUGAUCAUGCACAGCUCAGUAUUGUGAGGUUUAAUUUCAUUUGCUUGUAAAACCACAUAAGCUGCUGAAAUCACUACUUUUCUGUACCAAUAAGUAUGGAAGUUUGUGUUGCUGUGUGUUUGGACUUGAAUUGGCCUGGUUUCAACUUGUGUGUUAUUGUCUAUAAAUGGGUUGGUGUGAAAGAGCUUUUUAGGUAUUAUGCAAGCGUCAUAAGACAUCAGACACAUCCUCGCUGCUGAUUGUGUGGUGGUGAGACAAAAAUAGUUAUCCUAAGCAUUUGCCCAACGCAGCAUCUUGCCCAACGCACUGAAAGCAAUAGGCCUAACAGCAAUGGCAUCUUGGAAUUGUCUGAAGCAUGAUCACAAUUAGAUCUCUUCUGGUGAGACGGUGAAGUGUGAAGAAACUGUUCUGUCUGAGGAAGCAAUCAAAGCUAAUUAGGUCUGUCCCCGAAAAAAAUUAAAAUAUUGGUCGACCAGGAGUCUUCUGUUCUUUCGACCAAUCAAUUGGUCAACGUGUAUUUUUCAAUAUAUAGACAAACUAUAUGCACUGAGCUUGUCUGAUUCUUUAAGCUUGUUUUGUCUGAUUUCAUAGGGCAACAGAUAAUCUUCCAUUUGGGACUUAUUUUAUUGUACUGAUCAACAUUUGCAUAAAGUAGCUUAUUUUAACCAGUAAUGAUAUCAUUCAAGAGGCAAGAAGGGUGCAGCCCCUAGGAGCCCUAUUCUCUCUCUCUCUCUCUCUCACACACACACACACACACACACACUGACUGUUUGCUGAGUCAAUAGAUCAUCUUUGGCUAAUGGAGAGACGUAAUGAGAGACAGAUUACUUCAGGGGUCUUCAACCAUUUCUUGCCCAGGGACCCCCUCACAGGCAAACUGGGGACCCAGGGACCCUCAUCAUGUCUUAUCAUCAGGGGAAUUAUAAUGGCAAGGAGAAGUAAUCAACAUUUUUGUAUUAUCUUGACAUCCCCACAUUAUAAUUGGAAGAGUCUAUUAGCUAGAAAGACAGCCUAUUCGCGGGCGCUUUUUCAAAGCCUAUGACAGAUACUCCAGUGAGUGUAAGUGGCUCAAUAUUAGGAGUUGAGAAAUAAAAUCAUUAGAAAGAUAUUCUCCUCUCUUCUACUGUAGGUAUGUAAUUCAACGUUAUUUAAUUAUGUUGCUAGCGAUAUUCAUAGAAAUAAAAAAGAUACAAAUGUCACUGUUUUGCAAGGGGUCACCUUGUAGUACCUCGGGGUCUGCGGACCCCCGGAUGAAUACCCCUGGAUUAAGUGAAUUAAUAAAGUUUUGGUGGCAAUCAGCUUUGAAAUCAGCAUAUUUUGUGUUAUGGUAUCACAAACAAAGUACUAGGGUAGUGAAUUGAUGUUCGCUGUAAGCUAGGAAGGAAAGUUAGCCUACAAAGCUAGAAGUUACCGUUAUGUUCUAGCAUUGUAAAGUGUUCUAACCUAUAUUGACAUUGUUUUGUUAAGUUUCAACAUUUUUACAUGUGUAGCAUUAUUUAAGUGUGUUAACGUCUGUGCAGCAUGAGUGCAGCCCAGACUCCCAGUUCAGGCUAGCAAUGAGUAAGUGGAGCAGGCACGGUACGUGUCUCGCACUCACAGACGGGCCUAGAUAAGUGGCGAUGGGAGUAGGGUGGCGGGUGGAAGAACGCAAGCAGUUUUGCAAGCGGUGCUGUUCGUGGUGCCCGUGAGCGCCAAAAGAUGAAAUUUGAAGUCAUGAGCGGCCACCACACAUGGUUCACCAGUGAGCAUCGUUCAUCUUGUCAACCAAUCAAUUUUAAUGACUGCAUUCGAGCUGACAACAACCGGGACCACUGGUCUCUCUAUACACGGUAGGCAGAUUUUCUCUGAUAGAGUUGAUCUGUGAGACACAUUUUGACAGAAGUACCAAAAGUAACAAAAAAAGGUUUGAGUAUCAAACCGUUUUUCAUGUUCUAGUAUCGAAAAGGUACAGAAGUUUCAGUAUACCGUGCAACACUAAUCAGAACAUGACGUUUUUCUCUUUCACGCCGAGGCUUGGUGGUUAUCGAAAGGAAGAGAGCUGGGAAGAUUUUAAAUACAUUGAGAAACUAAUGUCACUCUCAAUGGAUGUAAAAACAGACUGUUUACUUGCUGUUUGAGGUGAAGAAAAAAUUACUUUGAGAAGCUCCACUGCUCAUUAGUGUAGUUAAGACAAUCAGAAAUACUAUCAGACAUCCCCAAAUGGGAACAUUUAUACAUUUACGUGCAGACCAGGUAGCCUAGGCUUACUUCUAUGUGUAAUCAGGUGCGCGUCCUUAUUCAACAAUGACAGGAGCAGCGCUCCAAACAAAAGCCAGCGAAUAAAUUGACAACUUGUAAAUGGAAUGAAAUGAACCAAAACUUGUUUCUCAAGUGUCACAUAGGUUGUGUCACAAUGUGUCCACUCCGACAAUGAGAAUGUAAAUUACUGUUACUGAACAAACGAUAGGCAUUAAUGGUAAAUGUACUACUGGUGAUUAGGGCAGGGAAUUGCCAGGGACCUCACAAUACGAUAUCACAAUACUUUGGUGCCGUAACGAUAUGUAUUGCGAUUCGAUACUGUGAUUUUGUGAUUCAAUGUUCCAAACAUAUUGCUUAUCAUAUGUCAGAGGGACAAGAGAGAGCCAUGAGAAAACACGUUUUGAUCAGUCAUGGAAAUAAGUGUUUUAAAUUAUACCCAGGAUGCAUUAUCUUCAAACAUACUGUAGUCCUAAGGAAUACUCUCAAACGGUGUCAGGUCAAAGCAGUAGCCAUUUAUGGAAAACCAAUGCAAUUUCGAAAUUAAUUAAAUUUAACUUAUUUGAUCAAUUUUAUCAAAUUGCUUGGUGUGCCAAGGCAAAUACCCUCACGGCACGCGUGCCUUAUGUUGCAAAUGCCUGUUUAAGAGUGAUGGCCUGUGCCAUCCCUCCUGCCUCCGCAAUGGAUUCGUCCACUGAGACGGGCGCGAAUCAGACCUGUGUCUCGUGUGCCAUGAAAUAAAAUAUAUUUGCGACCGCUCAUCUAAAAAAAUCUGUCAACCAACAGCCUAUCGACCAAACAAUUGACCAGUCGACUAAAUGGGGUCAGCCCUAAAGCUAAUGCUGUCUUCCGAGUUUAGAGUCCCAAGCUUGACAAGGCUAUGCUUUUGUUGAAACUGUGGGAAAUCUGGAAUCCUGUUGUUUUAAAACACUUUACUCCUCUCUUCACAGUGACUAUUUAUUCAAGCUGCUCCUGAUCGGUGACUCUGGUGUCGGAAAGUCAUGUCUUCUACUCCGAUUCGCAGUAAGUGUCCUGUUGAUUUGUCCAUGUCCCAUAAGUGUCUCAUAGCCAUUCAUAAAUUGCUCGCACUAAUCACUCAUUAGCUGUUCAUAGGCUGAACUAGUCAUAUUAAUAAUGUCAUAUUAGUGCACUGCUUGGAGUAAAUUCAGCAUGUAAGAACUGGAUGCCCUGUAAUGCGAACCAGUUUCAAUCAAUCAUAGGAAUAGUAUUCAAAUUAUAUAUUAAUACUUAUGUAUGUUAAUUUUACUUAUCUUGUUUACUCUCCUAUUGCGGUGAAUGAUCAUACUUUUGAUUUGUUUUUUCUCUUGACUGAGAAUGUAUGAAAGGAUUUGUACUUUGAGCAGGAUGUGAGUGCUUGUUCCCUCACCGACUCCUCUCCCCUCUCUCCCCAGGAUGACACAUACACAGAAAGCUACAUAAGCACAAUCGGAGUGGACUUCAAAAUACGAACUAUAGAAUUAGAUGGAAAGACCAUUAAACUUCAAAUCGUAAGUGCUUCCCCGCCACAUCUUUGUUUUUCUAAAAUGGAAAGGGAUACGCCAAGCUAUACUGACAAGGACCUAACAAGUAUGCCUUUCUGCAUCUGGCCACAUUUGUACCAUGGAAUUUCUGGAAAAAUGCCAUUGUAGGCAUUCCUAAACAGAACCUAACUCUAAGAUUGUUCAUCAAAUAUCCCAAGGCAGAGGCCUCCUACAUUAUUAAGACUCAUGGUUGACUAUAACAUUGUGAAUUAUCGAUUAGAAAUUCCCUUCUCUCAUCUGUUUGAGGUGCUUGCGUGUGUUGGUCUUAUUUGUCACAGUUGGUGAAUGUGCGAUGAAGCAGCAUCAAUUUGCAGGGUUGUCCGCGGGUCCUUAGUCUUAAAAUAUUUAAUUAAUUUAUCUAAAUUAAAGGCUUUAAAAUGUCUUAAAUGUUCUUAAAUUCAGUUUUCAAUGGUCUUAAUAAAUGCGACCAGAGAUGACUACAGUGUUUCUACUAUGUUGUGCAGCUGCUUAAUUGUUGCCACCACGGCAAAAUCGGAUGAAAAAAAUGUAGAUCCAAUUAUAGCCUACUCCUACCGAGGCGCAUUUUCAAGAUGCUAGAGAGCUCCAAAUGUAGCCUACGACUCUGUAUGCGCGUGUGCCACUACAAGUUGGCAGUGGCUAGAUGAGCGAGCGCAGCGAGUAAGGUAGGCUACAAAAUAGAUUGCUUGCAGCUUGGCUAGUUAGCUCACUCGUUAGCUAGCUAGUUAACUAUUCAGAUAUUAUAUGAUUUGGUCAAACAGUAAAGUUAAUUCUCUUCAUAAAACCUGCAAUGAAAGUGUCUGCCCUGCCCAUGUGCCUGUUUCUCUGUGGCCUGUUGCAGUGAUAAUGAGUGAGGCACGUUUUACUGCCUUUCCCACUGCACUCCUGUAGAAAAAAAAAAUAGUAAUCUGAUUCUAGCUGUAAGAAAAAAACAGCUAUCCUGUGUAAUACUCAGGGCCUAAAAUUAAGACCCAUCACCUGCCAAACGUGGGUAGAUUUUGGCAUUGUUGGGUAAGAAUGUCUAAUUCACCAGCCACGUUGCUGCAUGGUAACACUCAGGGCUCUACAGUGUGAGCAUUUCAUAAAAAUAGUAAAGUAUGGCCACCAGUGCUAGUUUUGAUUUUAUAGCGAAAUAUUUGCUGCAGUAGCUGUUUUCAAAGUAUUUCUGCCGUUUUGUUUCAUAUCUGGUAAUGCACAAAGAAAUCUGAAUCAUAACGUUAUAGCUAUCCCACCUUGCGCAGCAACAUUACCUGUCUGGGGGGCUGUGAGUGCUGAAAGAUUAGUUUUUAGAAGCAAUGGGCACAGACAUCAAACUUGGUCUAAUAUCUCGGAAGUCUACUAAAGUGAGACAUUGUCCUCAUGUUUCUUAGCCAUUUACAUUGUUUUGUUCAAAGCUAGGUUGCUUUUCAAUUUUUUAGUUAACUCCCACUGCUAGCAAAAAGAGACAUUGUUGGCCUGAACUAGUGACAUUCUAACAGGCACACAUGACUCAAGUGGCCAUGUUACCAAAGUAACCUUAAAGGGGCAGCUAAAUAUUUUUGUCUGAUAUUUUUGUUAAAAUACUCAGGUCACAGAAUAUGACAUUAAAUCGAGCAGUAUACCACAUUACUUCUUACUAGUAAUACAUUUCUUGUUUUAGAAACAUAACUAAGCAUGCCCAUCUGUUUGUUUUGUGUUGGCAACAACAAAAAAUGUGGUCUGGAAAAAAUUGUGGUGGCUGGUAGAUUUAUUUAAUCUACCUGCCACAGCGGCUGGUAUACAGAAAAGUUAGUUUUAGGCCCUGGUAAUACUUGUCACAAUUGAACAGUUGAAGAGAGGAUGUUCUCAGCUUUGUGCAGGUAUAUAUAUUUUUUCUCAGCUGUCUGUUUUACAACUGAGAUAUUAAUAUGGAUUUGAGAUACGGAGCGCGCGAAAUGAGCAUUGGCCAUUGCGAGCGGAUUGGGCAUUAGGCUAUGACCGCAACGUUUUUGUUAGGACAAUAAUGACUUUACUGUUCAAUUAAAACAUGGCUACUUCCAGUGACAAUUAUAUUUAGAGGUAGUGAUCUAGCUAAUGUGUUUUGAGUUUCCACUUACCCAGCUGGUGAAUUGCACCAAAUAUAUUAGUCUGUUAGCCUACCAGACAAGCUAAAUUACUUCUAUGCUCGCUUCAAGGCAAGUAACACUGAAACAUGCAUGAGAGCAUCAGCUGUUCCGGACCACUGUGUGAUCACGCUCUCCGUAGCCGAUGUGAGUAAGAUCUUUAAACAGGUCAACAUUCACAAGACGGUUUACCAGGACGUGUACUCCGAGCAUGCGCUGACCAACUGGCAAGUGUCUUCACUGACAUUUUCAACCUCUCCCUGUCUGAGUCUGUAAUACCAACAUGUUUCAAGCAGACCACCAUAGUCCCUGUGCCCAAGAACACUAAGGUAACCUGCCUAAAUGACUUCCGACCCGUAGCACUCACAUGUAGCCAUGAAGUGCUUUGAAAGGCUGGUCAUGGCUCACAUCAACACCAUUAUCCCAGAAACCCUAGACCCACUCCAAUUUGCAUACCGCCCCAACAGAUCCACAAAUGAUGCAAUCUCUAUUGCGCUCCACACUGCCCUUUCACACCUGGACAGAAGGAACACCUAUGUGAGAAUGCUAUUCAUUGACUACAGCUCAGCGUUCAACACCAUAGUGCCAUCAAUGCUCAUCACUAAGCUAAGGACCCUGGGACUAAACACCUCCCUCUGCAACUGGAUCCUGGACUUCCUGACGGGCCGCCCCCAGGUGGUAAGGGUAGGUAACAACACAUCCGCCACGCCGAUCCUCAACACGGGGGCCCCUCAGGGGUGCGUGCUCAGUCCCCUCCUGUACUCCCUGUUCACUCAUGACUGCAUGGCCAGGCACGACUCCAACGGCAUUAUUGAGUUUGCCGAUGACACAGCGGUGGUGGGCCUGAUCACCGACAACGACGAGACAGCCUAUGGGGAGGUGGUCAGAGACCUGGCCAUGUGGUGCCAGGACAACAACCUCUCCCUCAACGUGAUCAAGACAAAGGAGAUGAUUGUGGACUACAGGAAAAAGAGGAGGACUGAGCACGCCCCAUUCUCAUCAACUGGGCUGUAGUGGAGCAGGUUGAGAGCUUCAAGUUCCUUGGUGUCCACAUCACCAACAAACUAACAUGGUCCAAGCACACCAAGACAGUCGUGAAGAGGGCACGACAAAACCUAUUCCCCCUAAGGAGACUGAAAAGAUUUGGCAUGGGUCCUCAGAUCCUCAAAAGGUUCUACAGCUGCACCAUCGAGAGCAUCCUGACUGGUUGCAUCACUGCCUGGUAUGGCAACUGCUCGGCCGCAAGGCACUACAGGGGGUAGUGCGUACAGCCCAGUACAUCACUGGGGCCAAGCUUCCUGCCAUCCAGGACCUCUAUACCAGGCGGUGUCAGAGGAAGGCCCUAAUAAUUGUCAGAGACUCCAGCCACCUUAGUCAUAGACUGUUCUCUCUGCUACCGUACGGCAAGCUGUACCGGAGCGUCAAGUCUAGGUCCAAGAGGCUUCUAAACAGCUUACACCCCCAAGCCCCAAGACUCCUGAACAUGUAAUGAAAUGGCUACCCAGACUAUUUGCAUUGCCCCACCCCCCCCACCCCCACCCCCACGCUGCUGCUACUCUCUGUUUAUUAUCUAUGCAUAGUCACUUUAAUAACUCUACCUACAUGUACAUAUUGCCUCAAUUACCUUGACUAACCGGUGCCCCCCCACAUUGACUUGGUACCGGUACCCCCUGUAUAUAGCCUUGCUAUUGUUAUUUAUACUGCUGCGCUUUAAUUAUUUCAUACUUUUAUUUCGUAUUUUAUUGUGAUUUUUUUUGUUGGUGUUCUUUCUUAACUGCAUUGUUGGUUAAGGGCUUGUAAUUAAGCAUUUUACUGUAAGGUCUACACCUGUUGUAUUCGGCGCAUGUGACAAAUAACAUUUGAUUUGAUUUUAGUGCACAUAAAGAUGUAGGCAAAUUCAUCUCUAUUUAACCGCAAAUAUUGAGUCCUAUUUUUGUAAACUAUAACAACAAUGGCCUAAUUGUCAAAUUCAUGACAAUAACUGGAUUAGGUUGCAGUGCACAUCAAAAUAUAUUGAAUCAUGCAUUCCUGCGUAGAUUAAACAAGUUAUUUGAAUACCAUCUCAGUAGUCUAUUGCACUUCUUUAUUAAAGCACUGUGAAUGCCAUUAGAAAUAUGGGGAAAUUAGCAGGUUUGUGGCGCACGCAGACCGCAAAAUUAUUAAAUUGCAUUUCAAGUGGAAUUAAAAAGGUAUUUUAUAAAGUCUUAAGUUCAACUUGAUGGAACCUGCAGGUACCCUGUAUUUGGCGGAGUGUGUGUGUAGCAGCAUCUAUUUGGCAGAAAGAGAAAGGGCAUGCGUGUGUUUGGCCGUCUCGUAUUUAUGACAGUGACUGAAUAUCUCUGCUGUGUAUUGACGCUGACAGUGGGACACGGCGGGACAGGAGAGGUUUCGCACGAUCACAUCCAGCUACUACAGAGGAGCCCACGGCAUCAUCGUAGUCUACGACGUCACAGACCAGGUCAGUCUGUCUCUUUAGCACAGACAAUCUUUACCUUUUCACUGUGUUUGGGUUUUCUGGCUUCUUUUCCAGAAUUGAAAGUCAGGAGUGCAGGUGAAUUAGUACUUUGAAAGACUUACUUCACAAAUAUCUUGCCUACCCUGACAUGUUGGUUUUGAUUAUCUUUCUUCUUCUAGGAGUCCUUCAACAAUGUAAAGCAGUGGCUACAGGAAAUCGACCGCUACGCCAGUGAAAAUGUCAACAAGCUAUUGGUGGGGAACAAGUGUGACCUGACCACAAAGAAAGUGGUGGAUUACACAACAGCAAAGGUAAGGGCUUCCAACCAAGACAAUGGGUUAUCAGAUGGAGCAGGAGUAAUGCAUUUUUUCCAAUUAACUCUUUGAAAAAAUGGUGUAGAGCUGUGGUUACCAAACUUUCAAAUUGAGAUUUUGUUGAGGCCCCCAAACAUUCAAAAUGGUUUUGGACACAAUCGGGUCUCUGCAACCCAGUAGUAAAAUAGUAGUAGUAAUAGUUUACAGUCCUGUCAUGAAUGCAGCAGCAGCUCCCCUAACCCUCUCUCGCCAUUCCUUUCUCUGCAGGAGUUUGCAGACUCCCUGGGCAUCCCGUUCUUAGAAACGAGUGCCAAGAGCGCCACCAAUGUGGAGCAGGCCUUCAUGACCAUGGCUGCUGAGAUCAAGAAGAGGAUGGGCCCCGGGGCCACGAACGGAGGCAACGAGAAGUCCAAUGUCAAGAUCCAGAGUACGCCUGUCAAACCUGACUCGGGGUCCUGCUGCUGAGCGAGAACCCCACCAACACCUCUACCCCCACCUCAAGCACCCCACUCUGGCCUGUCAGCCCCCUCCACCUGGCCCCA
Coregonus sp. 'balchen' is the source of this 15546-nucleotide messenger RNA. The record is from the annotation of a GenBank genome assembly. Lineage: Eukaryota; Metazoa; Chordata; Actinopteri; Salmoniformes; Salmonidae.